GAGCUGGUUGUGGAUGCAGGACUUGGAAGUCCCGUAGCAGAUAAAGAAUCCAUUGGAGUUCACAAGCAGAGAAUGCCAGAGCUCGGUACUCGGCUUCGCAGGAAGAACGCGAGACAGUUUGCUGCUUUUUGCUCUUCCAGGAGAUGAGGGAUUCACCCAGGUUCAGGAAUGGCGUCAUUGAGGAAACCCAGCUUGUUCUUUGCAGCAAGGGCGUUGAACAUGGCGCGGCUCCAGUCAUUGUAGUUUGUUGGGGUGAGCUUCUCGCUGACCAAGAGAGAACCAGGUUGCUCAGAACCAUGAAGGAAGUAUGGAUCUUCCAUUGGGUAAGGAGUGUUUAAGUUUUCACCAGAUGCAGAAGCAUCUUGAUGGGUUUCGUUUGUGGCCAUGGCGGCGCCCUAGGGCUCUGAUACCAUGAAAACAAUUGGGAG
Messenger RNA from Linum tenue, 428 nucleotides. NCBI's taxonomy places the organism in Eukaryota, Viridiplantae, Streptophyta, Magnoliopsida, Malpighiales, Linaceae. The record is from the annotation of a GenBank genome assembly.